This is a messenger RNA of Kickxella alabastrina, 902 nucleotides long. RefSeq lists its product as uncharacterized. NCBI's taxonomy places the organism in Eukaryota, Fungi, Kickxellomycota, Kickxellomycetes, Kickxellales, Kickxellaceae. The record is from RefSeq and is a predicted model, not a curated record. Gene Ontology annotation, molecular function: protein binding. The transcript has a single exon. Bases 168 to 662 code for a protein of 164 amino acids.
CACAUUAACUGGACUCACGGAAAAUGGAAGAAAAACGUCGCAUAAGCGUUAAACAACCGAUUUUACGAAUAAAUCAGCUUUUUUAUUUUACCCCUUAAUAAUAAUAUUUGCGCAAUAUUCCUCUCGUCACUUUGAUAAAAAAACAUUAUAUUCGAUCUGUACGCAUAAUGACCACCACAGCCAUAAACACAGAGCCCAAUACUCCAGACAACCAGCAGCAGCAGCUCGCCCGUAUCAAGUUUCGAGUCAGUGACGGGCGCACAAGCACAGGCGAGUUUGAUACAAACACAACCCUAUCCGAACUGCGCACGUUCAUCGAGUCCAAUCUGAACAUGUCCCGCAACAAUACCGAGAUAUCACAAAGAAUCCCUGCACAAGUGUUUGACAAAGAAUCAGACGCAAGGACAUUAAAAGAUCUUGGACUGACUCCCACCGCAACCCUGCUUUUGUGUAAUUGGGAGCAGAGACGCCAGGAAGCAGUGAAGGAAAAAGAAAUCCCUAAACCAAAGCCAAAGGCCUUGGAUGACGACGAUUUGGUGAUAGAGGACUAUUGGAAUGUUGUUAAUAGUAAAACGUAUCUUUACGUUUAUGCAGCCGUUAUUGUUGCUCUGGGAAUUGCGUUGACGUUGUUCUUGACUCCGAGCAAAAAGGAUUCACCAUAAAAAUGUUUUAUUGUGGUGACUGUCGGAGAAAAUAUUUGUUGAAGGGCAGUAGCUAACAGCUGCUGGUUCAAAUCUCGAACAUUGUGUUUUUUGGUCAACCCCACAACCUAGAAGAAUCCAAUGCCGAUAAUCUCGCAUUUUACAUUUGUCUUGUCUGGAUAUUUCUAAGACCUAAGAAAGGCGUCAUCAUUGUCCUUUUCCCCUCUUUUUGCAUUUUUUUAUUUUUCAAUUGAAAGUUUU